GCCUUGCCCAACUCUGGUACAACAUAACAAAAAGAGCAGGCUAUGAAAUAAGAUGGCAAAGAAGAAAUUUACUAGAUUAGAAAUCUUUCUGAUUGUCCUCUUUACUAUAGUUACAAUAAUAGCUAUUGCCCUGGUUGCUGUUUUAGCAACUAAGACACCUGCUGUUGAAGAAAUUAAUGAUUCUACUUCAACCCCAGCUACCACCCAUACAACCACUGUGUAUCCUGGUUCAGGAAAAUGUCCGAGUGAGCUAAAUGAUCCUGUCAAUGAGAGAAUAAACUGCAUUCCAGAACAGUUUCCAACACGGGCACUUUGUGCAACUCGAGGUUGCUGCUGGAGACCAUGGAAUAAUUCUGUUGUUCCUUGGUGCUUCUUCGUAAAUAACCACGGCUAUAAUGUUGAGGGAACAACAACAACAAAUACUGGACUUGAAGCCAAAUUAAACAGGAUACCUUCACCUACACUAUUUGGAAAUGACAUUAACAGUGUUCUCCUCACAACUCAAAGUCAGACACCCAAUCGUUUCCGGUUCAAGUUUACUGAUCCAAAUAAUAGAAGAUAUGAAGUUCCUCAUCAGUUUGUAAAAGAAUUUAGUGGAUCAGCAGCUUCCGAUACCUUGUAUGAUGUGAAAGUUAUAGAAAAUCCGUUUAGCAUCAGAGUUGCUAGAAAAAGCAAUAAUAGAAUUUUGUUUGACACCAGCAUUGGUCCCCUGGUAUACUCUGACCAAUAUUUACAGAUUUCAGCCAGACUUUCUAGUGAAUAUAUGUAUGGUAUUGGGGAACAUGUUCAUAAGAGAUUUCGUCAUGAUUUAAACUGGAAAACAUGGCCAAUUUUCACUCGGGAUCAACUUCCUGGUGAUAAUAAUAAUAAUUUAUAUGGUCAUCAAACAUUCUUCAUGUGCAUUGAAGAUACUUCUGGAAAGUCAUUUGGUGUUUUCUUAAUGAAUAGCAAUGCAAUGGAGCUUUUCAUCCAGCCUACCCCAAUAGUAACUUACAGAGUUACAGGAGGCAUUCUGGACUUUUAUGUCUUUCUAGGAGAUACUCCAGAACAAGUAGUUCAACAGUAUCAAGAGCUCAUUGGACGACCAGCAAUGCCAGCAUAUUGGAGUCUUGGAUUCCAACUGAGUCGCUGGAAUUACAAGACACUUGAUGUAGUGAAAGAAGUGGUGCAAAGAAAUCGAGAAGCUGGCAUACCAUUUGAUACACAGAUCACUGAUAUUGACUAUAUGGAAGAUAAGAAAAUCUUUACUUAUGAUAAAGUUGCAUUUAAUGGGCUCCCUGAAUUUGUUCAAGAUUUGCAUGACCAUGGGCAGAAAUAUGUCAUCAUCUUGGACCCUGCAAUUUCCAUAGAGAAACGUACCAAUGGAGCAGCAUAUGAAACCUAUGAUAGGGGAACUGAACAAAAAGUGUGGGUAAAUGAGUCAGAUGGGACUACAGCAAUUAUUGGAGAGGUAUGGCCAGGAUUAACAGUAUACCCUGAUUUCACUAGUCCAAACUGCAUAGAAUGGUGGGUAAAUGAAUGCAACCUUUUCCAUCAAGAAGUGAAUUAUGAUGGACUUUGGAUUGACAUGAAUGAAGUUUCCAGCUUUGUUCAAGGUUCAAAGAAAGGAUGCAGUGACAACAACCUGAAUUAUCCACCUUUUACUCCUGAUAUUCUUGACAAACUCAUGUAUUCCAAAACAAUUUGCAUGGAUGCUGUGCAAUACUGGGGGAAACAAUAUGAUGUUCAUAGCCUCUACGGAUACAGUAUGGCCAUAGCCACAGAGAAAGCUGUACAAAAAGUUUUUCCUAAUAAGAGAAGCUUUAUUCUCACCCGGUCAACUUUUGCUGGAACUGGAAGCUAUGCUGCACAUUGGUUAGGAGACAAUACUGCUUCAUGGGAACAAAUGGAAUGGUCUAUUUCCGGAAUGCUGGAGUUUGGUUUGUUUGGAAUGCCUUUGGUUGGAGCAGAUAUCUGUGGAUUUGUGGCUGAGACCACGGAAGAACUUUGCAGAAGAUGGAUGCAACUUGGGGCAUUUUAUCCAUUUUCCAGAAACCACAAUGCUGAUGGAUAUGAGCAUCAGGAUCCAGCAUUUUUUGGACAGAAUUCUCUUUUGGUUAAUUCAUCAAGGCAUUAUUUGAAUAUUCGCUAUACCUUACUACCUUUCCUCUAUACUCUGUUUUAUAAAGCCCAUAUGUUUGGAGAAACAGUAGCAAGGCCAUUUCUUCAUGAAUUUUAUGAGGAUACUAACAGCUGGAUUGAGGACACUCAAUUCCUGUGGGGCCCCUGUUUACUUAUUACCCCUGUCUUGAGACAGGGAGCAACUAUAGUGAGUGCAUACAUCCCUAAUGCUACUUGGUAUGAUUAUGAAACUGGUGCAAAAAGGCCAUGGAAAAAACAACGUGUUGAUAUGUAUCUUCCAGGAGACAAAAUAGGAUUACAUCUUAGAGGAGGUUAUAUUAUCCCCAUUCAGCAACCUGCUGUCACUACAACUGCAAGCCGAAUGAACCCUCUAGGACUUAUAGUUGCACUAGAUGAAGAUAACACAGCAAUGGGAGACUUUUUUUGGGAUGAUGGAGAAACUACAAAUACUAUACAAAAUGGCAACUACAUUUUAUAUACAUUUUCAGUUUCUAAUAACAAAUUAGAUAUUAUAUGCACACAUUCAUCAUACCAGGAAGGAACCACUUUAGCAUUUGAGACUAUAAAAAUCCUUGGGUUAAUAGACACUGUUACAGAAGUGACAGUGGUGGAGGAUAAUCAACCAAUGACAGCUCACUACAAUUUCACUUAUGAUGCUUCUAACCAGAAUCUCCUAAUUUAUAAUCUCAAGUUUAACCUUGGAAGAAACUUUACUGUUCAAUGGGAUCAAACUUUAUUGGAAAUUGAGAAAUUUACUUGUUAUCCAGAUGCAGGAACUGCAACUAAAGAAAGCUGCGAGGAUCGUGGCUGUUUAUGGCAAACGGCUCCUUUCGGAUCCAAAGCACCUGAAUGUUACUUUCCUAAAGAAGACAACUCUUAUUUAGUCCAUUCAACUCAGUACUCAUCAGUGGGUAUAACAGCUGACCUCCAGCUAAAUACUGUAAAUGCUCGAACAAAGCUACCUUCUGAUCCCAUCCCAGCUCUUCGUGUAGAGGUGAAAUAUCACAAAGAUGAUAUGCUGCAGUUUAAGAUUUAUGAUCCCCAAAAUAAGAGAUACGAAGUUCCAGUACCAUUAAACAUUCCAACUACACCAAUAAGUACUUAUGAAAAUAGACUUUAUGAUGUUGAAAUCAAGGAAAAUCCUUUUGGCAUCCAGAUUCGAAGGAGAAGCACAGGAAGAGUUAUCUGGGAUUCUCGCCUACCUGGAUUUGCUUUUAAUAACCAAUUCAUUCAAAUAUCUACGCGCCUGCCAUCAGAAUAUGUAUAUGGUUUUGGGGAAGUGGAACACACAGCAUUUAAGCGAGAUCUGAACUGGCAUACUUGGGGAAUGUUCACAAGAGAACAACCCCCUGGUUAUAAACUUAAUUCUUACGGAUUUCAUCCCUAUCACAUGUCUCUGGAAGAUGAGAGCCAUGCUCAUGGAGUUCUCUUACUUAACAGCAAUGCAAUGGAUGUUACAUUUCAACCAACUCCUGCUCUAACAUAUCGCAUAAUUGGAGGAAUCUUGGACUUUUACAUGUUUUUGGGCCCAUCUCCAGAAGUUGCAACAAAGCAAUACCAUGAAGUAAUUGGCAGACCAGUCAUGCCACCUUAUUGGGCUUUGGGAUUCCAGUUAUGUCGUUAUGGGUACAGAAAUACUUCAGAAGUUCAGCAAGUAUACAAUGACAUGGUGACUGCUCGGAUCCCCUAUGAUGUUCAAUACACAGACAUUGAUUACAUGGAAAGGCAACUAGACUUUACAAUUGAUGACGAAUUCUGGGACCUUCCUCAGUUUGUUGACAAAAUAAGAAAUGAAGGAAUGAGAUACAUCAUUAUCCUGGAUCCAGCAAUUUCAGGAAAUGAAACAAAGCCUUACCCUGCAUUUGAAAGAGGACAGGAAAAAGAUGUCUUUGUCAAAUGGCCUAACACCAAUGAUGUUUGUUGGGGAAAGGUUUGGCCAGAUUUGCCUAAUGUGACAAUAGAUGAAAGUCUAACUGAAGAUGAAGCUGUUAAUAUGGUUGUACCUGUUGCCAUCUCUCAGAAACAGGAAAUAGGUUGGAUGGACCAUGAGUCUGGUCUGAUAAAACGAUACUCUAAACUGAAGUUGCCUUGA
This is a messenger RNA of Camelus dromedarius (Arabian camel), 4213 nucleotides long. It is a transcript of the gene SI, whose product is annotated as sucrase-isomaltase. The record is from RefSeq and is a predicted model, not a curated record. Gene Ontology annotation, biological process: carbohydrate metabolic process. Bases 53 to 4213 code for a protein of 1386 amino acids. Gene Ontology annotation, molecular function: carbohydrate binding; alpha-1,4-glucosidase activity. The transcript is spliced from 35 exons. NCBI's taxonomy places the organism in Eukaryota, Metazoa, Chordata, Mammalia, Artiodactyla, Camelidae.